This is a messenger RNA of Prionailurus viverrinus (fishing cat), 3290 nucleotides long. It is a transcript of the gene IFIT5, whose product is annotated as interferon induced protein with tetratricopeptide repeats 5. The record is from RefSeq and is a predicted model, not a curated record. Gene Ontology annotation, cellular component: cytosol. Gene Ontology annotation, molecular function: protein binding; RNA binding. NCBI's taxonomy places the organism in Eukaryota, Metazoa, Chordata, Mammalia, Carnivora, Felidae. The transcript is spliced from 2 exons. Gene Ontology annotation, biological process: defense response to virus. Bases 289 to 1737 code for a protein of 482 amino acids.
CGUUUCCUGGAACUGGACUCCGCCUAGUCCGGGAUCAGAUUCACUUUUCAGUUUCCUUUUCCCGCUCGGGUCCUGCGUUUAACAAAGCCCACGCCUGGGCAGCGACCUCGCGCCGCCGACGCCCCGCGGGAAGCGCGCGCCGCCCGCCCGCACUCCCCGCGCACGCGCACACGCCCGCCCGCGCGCGUCCCGCCGCUCGGCCGCUGGGGAUCCCAGUCCUGAGGAGAAAGCCCGAGGGGACAGCCGCCCCUCUCCCCCCUCCCGGACGGCCCGCAGCGCCCAGCCACCAUGAGUGAAAUUCCUAAGGACUCCUUGAAGGCCCUUCUGUUGGAGUUAGAAUGUCACUUUACAUGGAAUUUACUUAAGGAAGACAUUGACCUGUUUGAUGUGGAAGAUACAAUUGGGCAACAGCUUGAAUUUCUUACCACAAAAUCCAGACUCACUCUUUAUAACCUAUUGGCCUAUGUGAAACACCUAAAAGGCCAAAAUCAAGAUGCCCUAGAAUGCUUGGAACAAGCAGAAGAAAUAAUCCGGCGAGAACAUUCAGACAAAGAGGAAAUACGAAGUCUGGUCACUUGGGGAAACUAUGCCUGGGUAUAUUAUCACAUGGACCAGCUCAAAGAAGCUCAGAAGUAUAUAGACAAGAUAGCAAACGUUUGUAAGAAAUUGUCUAGUCCUUCUAACUACAAGUUGGAGCGUCCUGAGAUUGACUGUGAAAAAGGGUGGGCACUCUUGAAAUUUGGAGGAAAGUAUUACCAAAAGGCUAAAGCAGCUUUUGAGAAGGCUUUGGAAGUGGAACCUGACAAUCCAGAAUUUAACAUUGGCUAUGCCAUCACGGUGUAUCGGCUGGAUGAUUCUGACAGAGAGGGGUCUAUAAAGAGCUUUUCUCUGGGUCCUCUGAGGAAAGCUGUUACCCUGAACCCAGAUAACUCCUACAUUAAAGUUUUUCUGGCACUAAAGCUUCAAGAUGUACAUGCAGAAGCUGAAGGGGAAAGGUAUAUUGAAGAAAUCCUGGACCAAAUAUCAUCCCAACCUUAUGUCCUUCGUUAUGCAGCCAAAUUCUACAGGAGAAAAAAUUCCUGGGACAAAGCUCUUGAACUUUUGAAAAAGGCCUUGGAGGUGACACCAACCUCUUCUUUCCUGCAUCACCAGAUGGGACUUUGCUAUAGGGCACAAAUGAUCCAAAUCAAGAAGGCCACGCGCAACAGACCUAAAGGAAAGGAUAAACUAAAAGUUGAUGAGCUAAUUACAUCUGCUAUAUCUCAUUUCAAAGCAGCUGUGGAAAGAGACUCUAUGUUUGCAUUUGCCUACACAGAUCUGGCCAACAUGUAUGCUGAGGGAGGCCAGUAUAGCAAUGCUGAAGACAUUUUCCAGAAAGCCCUUCGUCUGGAGAACAUAACUGAUGAUCACAAACAUCAGAUCCACUAUCACUAUGGCCGCUUUCAGGAAUUUCACCGCAAAUCGGAAAGUACUGCUAUCCACCAUUAUUUAGAAGCCUUAAAGGUCAAAGACCGGUCGUCCUUACGCACCAAAUUGACAAGUGCUCUGAAGAAAUUAGCUAUCAAGAGACUUGGUCACAAUGCUUCAGAUGUGCAGAGUUUAAGUGCCCUAGGGUUUGUUUACAAGCUGGAAGGAGAAAAGAGGCAAGCUGCUGAGUACUAUGAGAGGGCCCAAAAGGUAGAUCCAGAAAACGCAGAAUUCAUUACCGCUCUCUGUGAACUUCGACUUUCUAUUUAAACACAUACUCUAGGAGAUUAGUUAUAAGCUUUUGUCUUCAUUUUGGGUUGUAUUUUUUGUUUAUUAUUUUAAUCCAUUGUUCAUUAUAGAGCCAAUUCUUUUGAAUGAUUAUUAUGUACUAAGCAUUAUGCUAAAUACUAUUUUAUAUACGUAAUGAUGAAUCUUUUUGCUGUUUUCUUCUCUUUUAAAUUCAUAUAAUCCUUUGAGAAACAGAAACAUUUCAGCUCUUAUAACUCUUAAAAAUGGUUUGGUCAUUAUGACUUUAUACCCUUUAUCUUUGUUAUUUAUAAUAAGUUUUUAUUAAAUUUUAUCAAAUUUCCCAUAUUAUUCACACAGUGAGUAUAAUUCUGCAUAAACGCUUGACACCUAGGUCAGGAAUAUUCUUUCAGCAGAAUUAUAUUAGUUAAGCUUUUAACUGUGUAGCUUGCAGAAGAUGAACCCUUCAGUUACAGAUGUUCUCACUUUGAGAACCUGAUAGUCACCUAAAGAAUCCUCUUUGGUGAAAGAAAAAUGUUCAUAAUAAUAAAAAACUUGUUAUCUAUGGUGACUUUAAUAAAAGAAAAAUCUAGAACAGGAAAAAAAAUUUCUUUAAAUACAGAACUAAGGGACCCAUGAGAAAUCACAAGCAUUAUCUCCCAAAAUGUUCAUUAAGUAGCUAGAAAUAGUUGUGAGAAAAAAAAUGAAUGGAAAAUCAUAUCUCAAGUUUCUCUGGUUCUUUUAACUAGAAGAAUGAACUUAAACUAAUCUAGAUGAAAUUAAUUUUAUUCUUUCACAUUAAAAUUGCAGUAUUUUUAGUUUAAAAUCGUUAAGCUUGAAAGCAGACUAAUUGGGAAAUUGGGAGAAAUGAUAGACAAAUGGGUAAAAUAGAUGUUCCUAACAUACAUCCCUAGAUUAACAAGAUUUCAGUGAUUUGGGUUUCGGUCUGGACUGGAUCAUUCUCAUACCCCCAAUUUCUGAUCUUUGGUUCACUAUUUUAGUAUUCUGAAGUUACUUCUGUGAAUCUUUUUCUUUUGUCUAAAGUUUUCAGACUGACAUGUUUUCCUAUAGAUCCUUUCAGUUUUAAUAUCCAUCUUGAAGGGUCACUGCUUAAGGGCGCUUACCCCAGGGGACAUUGUUAAUUGGGAUAUUGCUAAAAGUAGCAUAUCUAAUGUUGCUUCUUUGAUUAUGGACUACACAAUUAUAUUUACCACCACAGUAUUAGUGGAAAGUGUGCCAUGUGAUUUAAUUCUCCAUACCUCUACUGUAGCUCUGAAAACUACUGUAUAUAUGUUUGUGUGUUUUUUACUUUUUGUUACUUUUUAAUUUUUUUUUUCCUGUUAUGGUUUUGAUUAUUAUAAAAGUAAUGAAUUCUCACUGUAAAAUUUCAAACUUAACAGAAGCAUAUGAAUUUAAAAUAAGAGCACUCCCCUCACCCUUCCCUAAUUCUAUGCCCCCAUGGUAAUCUGUUAACAAUUUAAUAUGUAUCCUUCCAGAUAUUUUUUCAAUGCGUAUUCAAACAUACAUCCAUACUACAGUGUAUUUCAUAAAUUAAAUUUUUAAAAAUGCUUGUUUUA